This is a messenger RNA of Saccostrea echinata, 2393 nucleotides long. Its product is annotated as lachesin-like. Gene Ontology annotation, biological process: synapse organization. Gene Ontology annotation, cellular component: neuron projection membrane. The record is from RefSeq and is a predicted model, not a curated record. The transcript has 8 exons. NCBI's taxonomy places the organism in Eukaryota, Metazoa, Mollusca, Bivalvia, Ostreida, Ostreidae. Bases 317 to 1204 code for a protein of 295 amino acids.
ACAGCGAGAACCAAGCGAUCAGACGCAUCCUAAAAUUACAUACUGAUCUCCUACACGGAGAAGGAUUGCAUGUCACAAACCAUUAGGAACUACACACAACGCCAAACUGAACUUAUUGAGAUGAAAGCAGGAUCAUACGAACCGUGCCUCUGAAAGGGAGAUGUGUAAUUGUUAUUUUAUUGUUAAAUUCAUUUAAGUAUCAGCACCUUUUAUCAAUUAUAGUGUAGUGAUCUUUUUUUUGUGUGUCAAAUAUUGUGAUAUCAAGACUGAUUGCUGAAGAAUACGGUGACGACCAUUUUUCAAUGCUCUAUAAUAGAUGGGAUAUAUCAUACUAAUGGAACUUAAAAUACCAUUACUUUGGUACUACAGAUUGAUAACAGCACUAAUACUAUUUUGUACCGAUAAAACUGAAGGUUGGCAGGAUGUGCCCCCUGAUCCUUACUUUCUCAGCGUACCUGAAAAUGUAACAGUAGAGCGUGGAUCUCCUGCUGUUUUGAAGUGCGCUGUUGCCAACCUUGGUACAAGACAUGUCACAUGGAGAAAAACGCCUUAUAUUACACCUAUUAUUUCCGGAGAUAAAAGAUUCGUGACGGACACGCGGUUUGCCAGUCAACACAAUCCUCAGAGUAACCAAUGGAAUUUAUACAUCAGAAAUACAAGAUUGCAAGACAGUGGAACUUACGAAUGUCAGCUAAGUCUAAAACAUCGUCAGCAACUUCGACAAAAAGUCACAUUAAAUGUCAUAGAAGAAACAAUAAGUACAAGACCAGGCAUAAAAAUUGGUGGCACCAGAUUUGUUACAAAAGGGGAGUCCAUAUACAUAGAAUGUAAUGCAACGGGGAGCGAUUAUCCACCAGAUCACAUUGACUGGUUUCUAAAUGGCAAUAAAUUAUACACAGACCCAAGGAGGCGUGUUCUUAUCACAUCUCGUGUAUCUUUACAUACAAAGACUCUUACCAGCGCAGUUAAUAUUUCAAAUGCAACUCUGAGGGACACCGGUACCUAUGUCUGCCGGACUUCUAGUCAGUUAACACGAGGAAUGCGUGUAGAUGUCCUGAAUGCAGGAACAUACAACGUGAAAAGAGGAGCCAACAACCAAACAACGAAAACAGAAUCAAAACCUCUUAAAGACAAGGCAAUUUUUCUACAUUCCUCAGCUGAUGUGAUAUGGCUUACAGUUUUUACAUGUUAUAUCAUGCAAUGACAGCACCUCCUGUUAAUUUUUUUUGUUAAAUCUUUCCUUUUAUUUUUAUACCUCUUCCAUUAUGUUUGUUGAGUAGGGAAAAUUUCUACUUUUAAAUAUUGUGUAUGUCCAAUUUUCACCAUAUUCACAAAGUCCAAAAAAAAAAAUAAAUAAAUAAACAUUAAACAGUUGUAUGUAUUUUACAUACAUGAAGUACUUCAUACACUAUCAUUUUCCAUGUAUCAUAUUCCAUAAUUUAAGCCCGAGAUCUUGGGUUUUACUCAACGCAACCUCACAAAAGAUUAUGAACAAAAGAAGAUUGUAAUUUUCAUAAAAUAUGUAAAAGUAUAUACUAGUAAUUUACAAUCUUUUGCUUAAAAAAAUAUCAUUCUAAUAUCAUAUAUUAAAUGACAAAAAGUGGGUUGUUCGACCGUCUUUUAAUAUCUUUAUAUAUAUAUCCAUUUGAAAAUUCAUGCAAAUAUACAUGUUUGUUUAAUGAAAUUAAAGAAAUAUUAUAGUAAUCAGUUUUUAUGAAACAAUAUAAAAAAUGUUGAUCUUGGAUUUUUGGCAUGAGAGACUUUAAAUUAAAAAAAAAACAUCGUAAAGCGUGUUUAUUGAAUUCAUAAGAAGAACCCUUAUCUGCAUAUUGUUGACUGUAGUGUCCUCUGUUUCAUUCGACGUCAGAUUGUUGUAAAUCUGAGAAUAUUUUUAUCUUCUUCACCGGAAUUCAAUGUAGUUGAAUCGUUUUUGGCUGGAUGUCUGUGGAUAUUUUGAUGUCGAUGCCAAAAACAGAACAAAUUUAUAAAUUUACGGCCCCUACCAAGGAGGGAUCGAAACCAUCAAGAUUAUGCAGUCUUUAUUAAUACUCAAUUUUGUACAUCAAGUAUUGAAAAAAAUUUUGCAUGUUUAUAAUGAACAUUUUAAUAUCUGUUUAAUUAUCACUUGUUAUUUUAUCGUCAUUUACAUUUUUACUUAGUUUUUAAAAAUCAAUUUUUUUCAUCAGUAUUACUUGAGAAAUGACAGUGUCAAAGUAUACAAAGUGGUAUAAACUAUUUUUGUUAACACUUUAAGAUGUUGCAGAAAUAAAAUUUGUAUACCAUUGAAAAUUUCACAGUUCUCUAAAACGUUUGAAUUUUAUGACAAUUACAUUUACUUACUUACCAAAGUUUUUAAUUGAUACUACACCAAAUAAAAUUGAAAUGCGCUGAAA